Molecule: messenger RNA, 2456 nt
Organism: Paramecium pentaurelia
Lineage: Eukaryota; Ciliophora; Oligohymenophorea; Peniculida; Parameciidae
Source: the annotation of a GenBank genome assembly
AUGAGUGAUGAUGACUUGAAAAGAAAAGAAGUAAGCAUAUAAAUGAAAAAUUAAAACCUAAAGGCUUUUAUGAAUGAUGUUAGUCUACUUAUUAGAUAUAACUAUCUAUAGAGAUUAAUAAAACAUUAAAAUGAAUAAAACAUUGCUAUCAGGGAAGGUUGUUUUUAUAAGGAAAGAUUAUUUUAAGUGUAAAACAUAAUUGUUUAAUUGAAUCUAAUUAAGUGGUUGUCAAAAAAUAUAUUAGCGAAAAAUGGGCUUAAGUCAAAAACAAUUAUGAUUCAGUCAGCAAAAGGCAAGAAAAUUUCUAAAAUAGUUGUAAAAAUUUAAGCAUGUAAAUAGUAUAAAGAAGAAUUGAUUGAAGCGAAAAAAUAUUUCAAAAAUGAGAAUAAUAAGAAAGAUAGAAAUUAAAAUUCAAAUGGCUUUUUAAUAGUAAAUAAUUUAAAUAAAGUGAAUAAUUUUGAAGAAACAUUAAAAUUAUAUAAUUCUGUUCUUGAAAAGGACCUAGAAAACCCAGAAAAUCCAGAAUUUUUUCAUAGCAAAGGUAAAAAACAUUUAUGUGUCAUUAUGUAGGAAAUACUUUAGUUAGAAUGAAUAGAUUAGAAGAAGCAUUGGAAUAUUAUGAUUUGGCAAUUUUAAAAAAUUCAGAAAAUUCAGAUUAUUUUAACAACAAAGGUAUUUUUGUCCUUUAAUCCUUACAAAGCUGAUACAUUAGAUAAAUUGAAUAGAUUUGAUGAAGCAUUAUAAUUUUAUGACUAGGCUAUUCUGUAAAACCCAAACAAAUCUGACUUAUAUAAUAACAAAGGUAUAUUAUUACUUUAUAUUAUUUCAGCAAAUACUUUAGGGAAAAUGAAUAGAUUUGAAGAAGCAUUAGAACAUUAUAAUUUAGCUAUUUAAAAAAAUUAAGAAAAUUCAGACUAUUAUUAUAAUAAAGGUAUAUCAUGACUUCAACAAUAUUAAGCAAAAACUUUAAGUUAAAUGAAUAGAUUCGAAGAAGCAUUGCAAUUUUAUGAUUUAGCAAUUAAUAAAAACUCUUUAAACUCAGAAUAUUAUAAUGGCAAAGGUAUACAGUAUUAACUUUACUAGCAAUUCUCUUAAAGACAUUAAAUAAAUUUUCUGAGGCAUUGAACAAUUAUGAUUAAGCUAUUUCUGCAAACCCAGAAAAUUCUGAUUAUUUCUUUAAUAAAGGUGAAUUAAAAAUGAUUCAUUUGUAGCGAUGAUUUUAAGCAGAAUGAAUAAAUUUGAAGAAGCAUUAAUUUAUUAUGAUUAAGCAAUUUUGAUUAGCCCACAAAAUUCAAUCAUAUAUCAUAACAAAGGUGUAUCUUUACUUCAAUAUUUUAGGAAAUGCUUUAACCGAAAUCAACAGGUUUGAAGAGGCAUUAUAAUGUUAUGAUCUAGCUUUUAUGAAUAAUCCAGAAAAUUCAGCCAGCUUGUUGAAUAAAGGUAACAUAAAUCAUGCAAACCUUUCAUAGCAAUAACUCUAGAUAAAAUGAAUAGAUUAGAAGAGGCACUAAAAAUUUAUGAGUCAGCUAUUUAGAAUGACUUAAAAAAUUCAGACUCCUAUAAUCAUAAAGGUAUUUUUGGACUAGUAAAAUUUUGCAGCAAUUGCUUUAACGAAAUUGAAUAGAUUUGAAGAGGCAUUGCAAUUUUAUGAUUCAGCUAUUGAAAAAAACCCAGAAAAUCCAAAUUUUUAUAAUAACAAAGGUAAUUUGAAUAUCCCUACUCUAAGCGGUUACAUUAGAUAAAAUGAACAGAUAUGAAGAUGCAUUAUACUAUUAUGAUUUAGCUAUUGAGAAGAACCCAGAGAACCCAGAAUUUUUUAAUAACAAAGGUAAAAUUUAAUAAGAAUAAUAUGUAGCAAAUACUUUAGAUAAAAUGAAUAGAUUUCAAGAAGCGUUGUUAUGUUAUGAUUCAGCUAUUGAGAAAAACCCAAAAAAUCCAGGUUAUUAUGAUAACAAAGGUUUAUAUAUAACAUCAAUAUAUAAAGCAAAUACUUUAGAUAAAAUAGAAAGAUACGAACAAGCAUUAUUAUUUUAUGAUUUAGCUAUUGAGAAGAACCCAGAGAACCCAGAAUUUUAUAAUAACAAAGGUAGAAUUUAAUAAGAAUAAUAUGAAGCAAACACUUUAGAUAAAAUGAAUAGAUUUGAAGAAGCAUUGCAAUGUUAUGAUUCAGCUAUAGAGAAAAAUCCAGAAAAUUCAAGUUACUUCUACAAUAGAGGUAAUAUAAACAAUAGCCACUUUAGCAAUAACUUUAGAUAAAAUGAAUCAAUUUGAAGAAGCUUUAAAUUAUUAUGAUUUAGCAAUCUAGAUAAGUCCAUUAAAUCAGGAUUACUAUUAUGGUAAAGGUAAAAAGUAAACCGUAUAUGUUUGUAGCAGUGACUCUAUAGAAUAUGAAUAGAUGGGAUGAAGAAAUUGAAUUUUUAAGAAAAGUCAAUUUCAAGGCUUAAUUUUAAAAUUGA